UGGUAUACAGAAGAAUUCUGUAAUUUUCUCCCUUUUCUUUAACUGGAGGCAGUGAAGAGAAGUCUUUUUAAUAAUCCAACAACACAGAGAUAAACAACUUUGCUGAUGAGGACUGAUUAAGAAGGCAAGGCAAGAAUGGCACAACAAAAUGUCAUAUUAAUGAGAAUGAGAUUUCAGGACAAUCAAAAAGGCCAUCUGUGAAAAUCCAACUACUUUACUGUGUUCUUCCUGUCCAUUCUCCUCCUGACUUAAGAGCUUGUAGAGCUUUCCUAACCAGUGCUGAAGAGGGCUCUCAGGAAAAUGAAACUUGACAGUGCUGAAAUCCUUUGACACCUUUUCAGCUCUUCUUCAGGGAAAAAAAACCCUCAGGGGUUUUUUUUUUUUAACAGCAUGGAUCGAUUCCAGAUGGUUUUCCAGUACUUCCAGUCUAAUUCAGACUCAGUGACAAAUGGGAUCUGUGGGCUACUAGCAUUGGCAAGUGUGAAGAUUUACACCAUCUUUGAUUUCAAUUGCCCUUGCCUUUUAAAAUACAACAUGGCCUAUGGCUUGGGAAUAAUGUUUAUCCCACCAGUAGCACUUUUUCUUUGUGGACUAAUUGUCAACAGGCAAUUUGUUGCAAUGCUUGAGGAGUGGAGGAGACCCGCUGGAGACAGAAGGAAGAAUCCAUCCAUUAUCAGGUACAUGUGUUCUUCUGUUAUGCAACGGGCUAUGAUAGCACCCACUGUUUGGAUCCUAGUCACCCUCCUUGAUGGAAAAUAUUUUGUCUGUGCCUUCAGCAAUUCCAUUGAUCCUGAGAAAUUUCCAGAUUUAGCUGCCAACAUCACCACCUAUGAUGCCUUACAACACUUUCUUGCCAAAAUCCCAUGCAAACAUGAUGAAUUGAUGAGGAAUAACACUUCCCGCAAGGCAGUGUCCAGAUAUCUCAAAUGCUGUUCACAAGCUUUUGGUUGGAGUCUUCUUUUAAUUCUCAUCGUGAUGGCUUUCCUUGCUCGUUCUCUCAAGCCCUGCUUCAAUCAUGCUGCCUUUUUGCAAACCCGCUACUGGAGCAAUUACAUUGAUCUUGAACAAAAAAUAUUUGAAGAGACCUGUUGUGAACAAACACGGGACUUUGCACACAGGUGUAUCCUCCAUUUCUUUGAGAGCAUGCAGACAGAAAUCAAACUCAGGCGGUUUAAUGCCUACACGGAAGAAAAGGGAACAAAAGUAAAGGAAAAUAUUCAUUUGAGUGGCAUCACUAGCCAGGAGCAAAUAAGCAAAUUUCUUCUGUCCUGGUACAACAGGAAACCUCCACUGGAUUUGAGUCAAGCCUAAAGGCAAAGAGAUGAUAUCUUUGCUUUGAGCAGUUGACAGGUGCCAUCCUCAGCCAAUAAAGCAGAUGUUUAAAAGAAAGUUGAAAUAGGCUUCUCUCACUUAGACAAUUCCCAUGUCACAUGGCUCCCUAUAGCAACAGGGGUCUACUGCCUUGAUCUGCAAGACUAAGCAACUGAACUUUUCUGAACAGCAACUGGAAUUAUUUAAAGAACUGAGUUUUUUAUCAAGUUUACCACUUUUGUUUUUACAUUGGCCAUAGAUCAUCAGACAGAACACAAAAUGGUUCAGACUGGCUUACACACAAUUUUUAAAUCAUGGUAUAUUGCAGUCCCAACUAUUUGGGUUUAUCCACCAUCCUAAGCAAUAAUCCAAUAAUGGACAAAAUCAAAUAGCUAAGUGCAAUGCAGGAAGCCAACCGUGGUGAAUUAUAAUCGGCUAAAUGUUCAUCAACCAGAAUUAAAAGACUCUUGAAGCAAGCAAGUGUGGUAGUAGUGAUGUGAUAGAGUUGCUCAUAAAGGCAUAGGACAGAAUCUGUUUGUUUGUUUGUUUCAAUUGACAGUCUUAUCCAACAGACAAAAAGACAAAGCAAGCAAAUUGUAUUACUAAAAAAAACAACUGUAAUUUUUAGUGAAUAAUGAAAGUAUGCAAUAAAAAAGAAAUAAAUCUUUUGAGAUAAGCCAUGGUGGUGCAAUGAUUAGAAUGCAGUAUUGCAGGCUAAUUCUGCAGACUGCCAGGGGUUGGAUACUCACCGGCUCGAGGUAGAUUCACCCUUCCAUCCUUCCGAGGUCAGUAAAAUGAGGACCCAGAUUGUUGGGGACAGUAUGCUGACUCUGUAUACCGCUUAGAGAGGGCUGUAGAGCACUGUGAAGCAAUAUAUAAGUGCUACUGCUCUUGCUAUACAGGAAUGUCUGUGUAUCAAUUUUGUUUUAUCUUUUAUUUUAAAGAAUAAUUUCUCAUUUAAACUAGAGUGAAAGGUAAGAGAACCAUGCAUAUCUUUACCUGAAGUGGGCAACCUGGGACCUUAUAAUAACUGAUAGAGAGAGGCUGCUAAAUUGCAAGGUUGUUUUAUGCUGUUAAUAGAAUAUUGCUUUGUAAUAACUUGCUUAGUUAUCUUUAACUUGUAUUUUUUGUUAUUUGUUUAUUAUUAAAGAGCUGUAUCUUUACUGAACUAAUCUAUUUAUCUACUUCCUCUGUUUAUCUGUAUCACCAUUGUUUUUCUGUGUCUGUUUUAGAUAAUAAGCCAGUUGGCA
This is a messenger RNA of Crotalus tigris (Tiger rattlesnake), 2561 nucleotides long. RefSeq names its product calcium homeostasis modulator 3 (gene CALHM3). NCBI's taxonomy places the organism in Eukaryota, Metazoa, Chordata, Lepidosauria, Squamata, Viperidae. Gene Ontology annotation, molecular function: monoatomic cation channel activity. The record is from RefSeq and is a predicted model, not a curated record. The transcript has 3 exons. Bases 391 to 1311 code for a protein of 306 amino acids.